AACUGCUGUGGAUUGCACACAAGCAAACUUUUCAACACAGGUGCAAAUCCUAAAAGAUAAAACCCGCUUAGCAAGCAAGAGAACCAGCUCAGCUCACAGCGUUAUUCAUACCCCGACUGGGCAGAAUCCCCAGGUUGCAGGAAUGUGAGCCUGCCAGCUGCACUGCCUGCUGCUCACAUCCGUGCUCACACUCCCCGAGUGGCAACAGAAAGGAGUAAACAAAGCUGCGAUCUCUGAACAGAGUGUUCUGGCAGCUCCCCAUGGUAGGGAGAACCCACGGGCAGGCACCGCAGUCCUGUUUACCCUGAAGAAGAGACCGUAUGUUGGAAAGUACUGACCACUCUAUGGAUUGCAUGGAGCAGCAAAAAGUCAACAUUGAACUGGAAGAGCAGAGCAACAGCGGGGAAAGCCUGGAAGACAACUACACAGAGCUGAUUGAGUCUGAAAAGGCUGCAAUUAGGAGUCCAUUUGCUAGUGAUGAUGCAGAAAGUCAGAAGUUCCUAACAAAUGGAUAUCUGGAUAAAAAGAAAUUGGAAGACUAUAAUGAAGAAUAUCACCGGGGCAGAGCUUCCUUUGGCAUGUCCUCCUUCAACCUCAGCAAUGCCAUUAUGGGCAGUGGUAUCCUAGGGCUGUCCUAUGCCAUGGCCAACACAGGAAUCAUCCUUUUUGUAGUUCUGCUGCUCAGCGUGGCAAUGCUGUCACUCUACUCAGUCCACCUCUUACUGAAGACAUCAAAAGAAGGAGGUUCAUUAAUAUAUGAAAAACUGGGAGAAAAGGCAUUUGGAUGGCCUGGGAAGUGUAGCGUUUUCAUUUCAGUUACAAUGCAGAAUAUUGGAGCAAUGUCAAGCUACCUCUUUAUCAUUAAAUAUGAACUUCCUGAAGUGAUCAGAGCAUUUAUGAAGCUCGAGGAGAAUUCUGGAGAAUGGUACCUGAAUGGGAACUACCUUGUCAUACUUGUAACAGUUGUGAUUAUUCUUCCCCUUUCUCUUCUAAAAACAUUAGGUUAUCUUGGUUAUACGAGUGGUUUUUCGCUGACGUGUAUGGUUUUCUUUGUCAGUGUGGUAAUCUUCAAGAAAUUUCAAGUACCCUGUCCUCUCCCUAUCAUGGAUCAUGGGGCUGGAAACUGGACGGCCACCAACAUCACACUGCCAAUGCACCUGGUCACAUUAUCAAAUGAAUCUCUCAGUUCUGGUGUGAAUUUCAUGAUGGACAAUACAGUUGGGCACUUGCCAGGCCUUGAAGAGCCAAGAGAUACUUUCCUCAAAAGUGGUGUAGAAUAUGAAGCACACAGCGACAGCAGUGACACAUGUCAGCCGAAAUACUUUGUGUUCAACUCACGGACUGCCUAUGCAAUACCCAUCCUGGCAUUUGCAUUCGUAUGCCACCCUGAGGUGCUACCAAUAUACAGUGAACUGAAAGAUCGUUCCCAAAAGCGAAUGCAGAAUGUCUCAAACGUCUCCAUCACUGGCAUGCUCAUCAUGUAUCUUCUGGCUGGUCUCUUUGGAUAUCUUACCUUCUAUGGGGAAGUUGAAGAUGAGCUACUUCACACAUACACCAGGGUGUAUACUUUUGAUGCCCUCCUUCUGUCCGUGCGCCUCGCAGUGCUGGUGGCUGUCACCCUGACUGUGCCCCUUGUCCUCUUCCCUAUUCGUUCAUCUAUCAGUGCAUUACUGUUUCCCAAAAGGCCGUUCAGCUGGAUACGACACCUUCUGAUUGCAGCAGUAAUUCUUGCUUUUAAUAACAUGCUUGUGAUUUUUGUUCCGGCUAUUAAAGACAUAUUUGGAUUUAUUGGUGCCUCUUCUGCCACCAUGCUGAUCUUCAUCCUCCCCUCUGCAUUCUACCUGCGACUUGUUAAGAAGGAGCCCAUGAGGUCUCCCCAGAAGAUAGGGGCUCUAAUUUUUCUUAUAGUUGGCAUAAUCUUCAUGAUUGUGAGUAUGACUCUCAUUGUAAUGGACUGGAUUUACAAUCCCCCAAGUUCCCGACAUCACUAACCUGUGGAAAGAACCAAGUGCUUUUCAUACCAUAAUGUUUGUAUUGUGUGCUCUAAAGGACACCAACAUGGCACAGCUAUUCCUAGCUAGUAACUGCAAUAUGUUGAAGACAGUUUCUGGGUAGGACAGUUUCUGGGUAGGACACUAGAACCCAAUGGAGUCUAUGUCACAGGAUGGUUAUUUAUGCAUCAGGAACCCGAGCUUAGCAUUUCUAGCCAGGUUGAAUAAAAUGUGUGAUGUGGGUGCUUUCUAUUUUCAAAACAAAUAUAAGAAUAACUGUGUACGUAGUCCUUAACAGUCGUUUGGUCCCAUCCUUUUUCACCUCUCCCAUUAUAUUCAUAACACGGUUCCUAGAGCACUGGAAAGGUAAUGGCCAGAAAACCAGCUAGUGCCUUGUUUUGCACAUGAAGCACAUAGGAGCAGGUGCCCAGCUCCUAGAGAAAAGGUAUGAUUUCUGUAGGGGAUCAGAAAAGUGACUUCUCCCCAUGUACUGAUCUAUCAGAAAGGUGACAGAUUUGGCAAGCCAGUGGACAAAGCCGAGCAUCAGAUACACUGCCCAUAUUUGUCACCCUUGACACAUGAUGGCUGUUGUAUGGAAUAAAGCUCUCUCGUGCAGGAGCCCCUGUGCUGUGACUGAAGAACAUCUGACCAUUCAUUUGUUGUUGUUAAAGGUGUCUCUGCUGGAAACGUUAGGCAAUUCUAGAGUGGGAUUUUUGGUUUUCUUAGCAUUUUUAAUUCUUGUCUGAGCUUGCAUCACUGAACAAGUUCCAUCCUCCAUAGAAGCUUGUCUUCCAUUCUCACGGGAAUUUAAGGAGACCACACGGUGUGGCUGAGCACCCUAUGCAGUAUUGUUCAGCACUUGUCUGUUUGAUAAAUGUUCAGUGCAGGAAACUGUAAUUUGCUAUAUAUAUAAAUAUCUGUAUUUAUGUACAUAAUCCUUUGUUUUCUUCUAGUUAUAAAAAUAUUACCCUCUGGUACAUGAUUUCUGAUUUAUUUUUUUUUAUUUUAUAUGUCACUCUGUUUUCACAGCCACACAUUUAGUAUUGUUUUGAAGAAAAUAUUUUGGAUUACUGGAUUUGUUAAAGGCUCAUUUUAUUCAGUAGCAUUUGAAAUACACUUGCCACAAACCCUGGCCGUUACCUGUGUAAAAACAAAUUCAGACAUUCACUAUUUAUGUUACAAUAAAUGACAAGUUGUUUUCCUCUUGAGAA
Molecule: messenger RNA, 3202 nt
Organism: Lagopus muta (rock ptarmigan)
Lineage: Eukaryota; Metazoa; Chordata; Aves; Galliformes; Phasianidae
Gene: SLC38A4
Product: solute carrier family 38 member 4
Exons: 17
Coding region: 321-1991 (556 amino acids)
Biological process (GO): amino acid transmembrane transport
Molecular function (GO): amino acid transmembrane transporter activity
Source: RefSeq, a predicted model, not a curated record